This is a messenger RNA of Bemisia tabaci, 3052 nucleotides long. NCBI's taxonomy places the organism in Eukaryota, Metazoa, Arthropoda, Insecta, Hemiptera, Aleyrodidae. The record is from RefSeq and is a predicted model, not a curated record.
GAUCAAAUCACUAUUAUGAUUUUAAGUAAGCAACUUUCCAUCUGUUUGUUAUCAGUCUUCUUUCGGUAGUCAAAUUUGUGUUCCAUUGUAGCUUCGUAGCCAGAGAGACUAUUCGUAGCACAAAGCGCAACUGAAACUUAUAGGUGUGAUAUCAAUACACCGCGUAACCGCAAAUUUCUUCCGGCUUUACGUAUUCGUGCUCCAUAAUUGUGUCAGCGUGUCAUUUCGAAAACAUCCCGUCAGAGUUGGCAUUAGUGUGACUCCUUCGUUGGUGGUUUAAGAAAUUUGUAAUUUGCUCUACUCGUCUCAAAAACAAUGCUGUCCUUAAUCAAUCGAAUAUUGGAUUGGUUCAAAAGUUUACUAUGGAAGGAAGAAAUGGAGUUAACGUUAGUAGGUCUCCAAUGCUCUGGCAAAACAACAUUUGUCAAUGUUAUCGCGUCCAACCAGUUCAGCGAAGACAUGAUACCCACUGUAGGAUUCAACAUGCGGAAAAUUACCAAAGGCAAUGUCACCAUCAAAGUUUGGGACAUAGGAGGUCAGCCAAGAUUCCGCUCUAUGUGGGAAAGAUAUUGUCGGGGUGUGAACGCAAUCGUGUAUAUGGUUGAUGCGGCUGAUAAUGAAAAAAUUGAAGCAUCACGGAAUGAGUUACAUCAACUUGUUGACAAACCAGCCUUAGCAGGCAUACCAAUUUUAGUUUUGGGAAAUAAGAGAGAUCUGCCAAAUGCUCUGGAUGUUAAGGAGCUCAUCGAUAGAAUGGAUCUUGUAGCAAUCCAAGAUCGAGAGAUCUGUUGUUAUUCAAUCUCUUGCAAACAAAAGGAUAACAUCGAUAUCACACUACAGUGGUUAAUCGCUCAUUCCAAAGCCAACUCUCAAAAGUAAUGAACUUGUUUUAGUUUUUAAACAGAGCUAAUCCGAAAACUCAGGAUGAAGAUGCUGAGAAGAGGAUAGAUCAUGUGCCCAAAUUGAGUAGCUUACUUCAAGCUUGGAGGCCAUGCAGUGUUGGCAGUGGAUCAUUCAGAGCUAAGCUACCAGUACCGUUUAACGGCCCUGUAUAGUCUGCAACAAGUACAGUUCUGUUUUAUUUGCUUGCAUUUUGCCUAUUUUUAACCUCUUUGUCUCAGUAUUCAUUUCGGAACUUUCGCUAUUAUAUGAGAGAACAGCUUCUUGUUUAACUUUUAAUUUUUACUUUUCUCUGAACCAUGAUCCCUGUUUGUGCAAAAUUCUUUGUCUUAAUCUUUAUUCUUUUUAUUAAUGUGAUAAUUACUUUGUUCUAUACUGUUUUAUAUUGCAAAUCUUUUUUAGAGAACAUAGUCACUUGUAAUUCUAUAAAUGUUCAUGAUUCAUUUUGAAGCUGCCCAAGUAUAAUGACUUGUUGCAGAAAGUAAUCGUGAAGGUGAUUGGUCCUAGAGUCUUAUUUUGAUCAAACUAACACUAACUGCACCAUAUCAACAACUAGAUCUUAAAUAUGAACCAACUAACAUUUUUUGCCCAUCGGAGGAAUACAGUCUAUUGAAAUUCCAAAAGACACUAGAACUGAGCAAAAUAAGUUGAUGCAAAAGAAUUGUAAAUAAGGAGAGGAACCGCAUUAGCAACGUAGUUGCUACCAAAUUUGAAUCGCAUCCAUCAGGAAGGAAGCGAAACGAUUCCAGGGUUGUAAAAAUCGUGCAUCUUCAUUUUUAUCUAAAGUAAAGUCUAAAAUAGCAAAAAAAUUUCGUUUUUCUGCCAAAAAAUAGUUCAUUUCAAAGAAUUGGAUCAUUUAAAUUUUAUAUUAAGCAUUCAUUCACAAUCAGACUUUUUAAAAGCAAAGAAGUUUUACAAUUUUGAAAGUACUGUAGUUGUGUUUUGUCCCCUGUGCUAAAUGUGAUUCAUUUGGCUCCUAUAUUGAAUACAAUAAUUUUCUUUACCUUUCCAUUGUUUUAAAAUUCCUUCUUUUGACUUUAACAACUGUUGAAAAUCAUGUUCGGAAAUUAUCAUCUUUUUUUUUUUUCAAGUUAAAAUUAGCUCAGAUUUUUUUACAUAAUUAAAUAGAUUUUCUCAUUUUAAACAGCUUUUGACUAGAAUAAGACCAGUUCAGAUAAAAGGAAAAUAAUCGCUCUGCAUUCACAGCGCAGACUACUCUUUGAUUAUUUUACUCUUUUAUUUUUAAUAUUUUAACAUGUAUCCAAUUUAUUUGUCAUAUUUAACUCACAAAAUGUAUUCACACAUGUAUUUACAUUGCGUAUGGUAGCUAAGAAUGAAUUUAUUGCUACCUUUUUCACGUUUCUUUUCGGUGAUGAAGCAAUUUUGAGUUGUGAUGCCUCUCCUCUCUUCGAGGCAUAUUUGCAACGGUUCAAAACUGUAUUCAAAUUAGUGAUAACAGGCCGCAAUACUAAGGCUCUUACUUAUAGUUGCUCCUUGAAUGCUUGGCUUCCUCAACCAAUGCAAUUUUUAUGACUUAAAGAGGUCUCAAUGAUUGAGGAACGACUGUGAUUGCCACAUUUACUCACACAGAUAAUUCAAAUAUCAUCUCAGUUAUCGAUUUCACCAUCCCGCCGUUGAAGUUUUCUUUGAAAUUUGGACAAAACUGUAAUCUUGCAUAGGUGCGUAAAGUAACAGUGUAUCUUGUGAGAUAAUAGAAAGCUUAUUACUUUUUAUACCUAAUCUUAAAAAAUGUGAUAACAUGGCAGCUUUAAGAUAUCCAAAGAUUACAAUGAAAUCCUUGAUAUAAACCUGCACCAAAUUCAAUGUAAGAGUUGACGUAGUCGCGGCCUUUCUUUCUGAUUGCAGAGCAAAAUGACCUGAAGCCUUAGACUCUUCCACAAAGUGUAUUAUUCCAAAAAAAAAAAAUUAUGCAAUGACUUCAAUUUUCAGCUCAAAGCAUAAAUUUUCUAGAGUCCAUUUGUACAACUGAGGCCUAAUCCCGUCCGAUUUUUUCUUCUUACUAGGUGUUUGAGGGCAACUGUGGCUAUUUGACCUUGCCUUACUCUGAAGAACUUUUUUCAUCUUUAUUCACUGUCUCUCUUAGUUUAUCUUUACUGUGUAGAUCUCCAAUUAAAGAAUUACUUCCCUUUUA